AUGGAUGUCAUCCCAGUGCUAAGGAAUGCGUUAGAGGUUCGUAUCGUUCCCGGAAAAGGUCGCGGCGUGUUUACACUUGCAAAAAUACCAUGUCAGCAAUGUAUCGAAAUAAGUCCGGUUAUCGUAUUUAGCGAAGAUGAAUACGCAAAACACGGUCAAUACACCGUUCUAAAUGAAUUUACGUACUUUUGGAAAGGAAAAAACCAAGCUCUCGCACUGGGAUUGGGAAGCUUAUUUAAUCAUUCACGCAAUCCCAAUGUUUGCUGGAUAAAAGACGAGGAUGCCCAGGUUAUUCGAUACUACACAAUUCGCGACAUUCAAUCUGAUGAGGAGCUAUGUAUUUCUUAUGGUAAUCACGUUUGGUUUGAAGAAGUCGACGAGCAUGUCAAUUCAUCCGAACCUGAAGACGAUGAGAACUUUCUGCUAGCAAUCGAAAACUAAAAAGAUGCAAAAAAUAAAGGAAAGGCGAAAAAUAGACAGUGUGAUCUUUUACACAGUAAUAAUAAAAAGAACGAGCGAAUGUGAUGUGAGAGAAUGUAAAGGCUAUUACAAACGAGUAUAACAACGAAAUGGAAGAUGUUUUCCAUGGACACAGCAAAUGCUUGAACUCCCACAGGUGACAAAAUGAUCAGUAAACUUAAUGUUCGGAUUCAUUAAUUGCUUUUUCUUUUUUUUUUAAAAAAAUGACCCACAGGAAUACCAUCAAACACACUUAGUUUAUCUUCGUCAAGAGAGCCAAGCAUGUAAAUAAGAGCCCUGGCAUUCCGCGGUAAGCAAAUGCACAUUAAUACGGCACAUGACUUUAAAAAUCCUUUCCAAGAACAAACUAGAGAGAUAAAUAUCGUUAAAAGAGAGUGAUGCUUGUGUUUUUCAUUUUUAGGAUUCUUUUAUUCAAA
Messenger RNA from Schizosaccharomyces japonicus yFS275, 896 nucleotides. RefSeq names its product histone lysine methyltransferase Set7. Gene Ontology annotation, biological process: chromatin remodeling. Gene Ontology annotation, cellular component: nucleus; cytoplasm. Gene Ontology annotation, molecular function: histone H3K37 methyltransferase activity. NCBI's taxonomy places the organism in Eukaryota, Fungi, Ascomycota, Schizosaccharomycetes, Schizosaccharomycetales, Schizosaccharomycetaceae. The record is from RefSeq and is a predicted model, not a curated record. Bases 1 to 441 code for a protein of 146 amino acids. The transcript is spliced from 2 exons.